AUGGAGAAAAGUCCACCGUUUACCAUUGAAUUGGUUGACCCAGCCCACGAAGCAUCCAGCAGGGAUGUGCAAGACGCAACACACACACACCUGGCGAGAAUUUUGCCAGCAACCACUCGAUCUACCAGAGAUGAGAUCUUGAACCCUACCAGCAAUUUGCAAGAAUUUCUGCAACAGGAGCUUCUUGUAAGAAAGAUCAAUGCCGUUCAAGAUUGGUUGUGGGCAUGCGGCCGACCUAUGCCUCCUCGGCCCCUGCAUCACCAGCGAGUACUCUCGCGAGACAUCAUUAUUACCGAGAACCCAGAAUUGCAUCUCAUAUGGGGUCCACAAGGAAUUCACCUGAAGCCUCUUCCAGAGUAUCUGCUAGAUUCAGCCUUUUGGCAACAACAUAUUCUAUCGAGUGACAGCCAAGAACAGCGCAUCGAGCUGGAACAAUGCGCUCGAGGUUUUUUAUUCUCGUACUGUGCCCUCAUUGCACAUUACAGCGACUUUCGUGUCGCACGCGAGAAAGGACUAUUGCCGGAAGCCGUAACUUGGGAGUACUGGAAGAUGUUGUCGGGCCAGAUCUUGCAGCACCAUUGCUAUUCUACCGUCAACCCCAGGUACUGGUACGGUGAACUCCGUCUCGGGCGCUUGAACAAGAUAUAUCGGUUUCGAAAGGGCCAUUUGCUGAGAGGAUACUCGAGAAUUUCUGGAUACGCUAUUUACGGGGACUUGAUUCGGGACAAUUUUGCGUCUCUUAUAACGAUACUCGGCUACGUCGUUAUUGUACUGACAGCAAUGCAAGUUGGCCUUGCGACAGAUAAAUUGAUCUCUAACAGUGCCUUCCAGGCCGCUAGUUACGGACUUGCCAUAUUUUCUAUCAUCGCGCCGCUGAUUUCAGCUGUCGCCAUUUUGUUAUUUGUUUCAGUUUGGAUAGUCAGCAAUUGGCGCGCUACAAUGGAUUUCGAAAGAAGGAGAUUUGUGGAAAUGGGAGUUGAGCCCUAUUGGCGAGAUAAGUACUGA
Molecule: messenger RNA, 1005 nt
Organism: Trichoderma virens Gv29-8
Lineage: Eukaryota; Fungi; Ascomycota; Sordariomycetes; Hypocreales; Hypocreaceae
Exons: 1
Coding region: 1-1005 (334 amino acids)
Source: RefSeq, a predicted model, not a curated record